Messenger RNA from Trypanosoma theileri, 2181 nucleotides. RefSeq lists its product as uncharacterized. The coding region runs from base 1 to 2181 and encodes 726 amino acids. Gene Ontology annotation, molecular function: RNA-DNA hybrid ribonuclease activity; nucleic acid binding. Lineage: Eukaryota; Euglenozoa; Kinetoplastea; Trypanosomatida; Trypanosomatidae. The record is from RefSeq and is a predicted model, not a curated record. The transcript has a single exon.
AUGGAUUGUCCGUAUACUUCUUAUGAAUUGGAUCUGGCCAUCCAUGAUGCUCCUCUGGGAACAGCACCUGGGCCUGAUGGUAUUAUGAAUGAUUUUCUCCAUCAUCUUGGUCCUGUUGCUCGAAACACGCUUCGGGUAAUGAUAAAUACUUCCUUUGCAUCUGGAGAGUUUCCUCCGCAAUGGAAGAAAGGGGUGACGGCCCCUACCCCUAAACCGGGUAAGGACCCCAGCCCUCCUGAUAGUUAUCGUCCAGUGACGCUACUAUCAGUCUUGCUUAAGGUGGCCGAACGUAUGGUCCACCGACGCCUAACAGCAUUAUUCCCUCAUCACCCUCGACAAUUUGGAUUUAUGGCCCUCCGCUGCACUACGGAUGUGGUAACUCUUAUGUUGGAUCAGAUUACCCGUGGCCUUAACGAAUUCUCCAUGGUGGAAUAUUCUCGAACAGGUGGUGGUGCGCCUAAUUUGCAUCCCCGACGCCACCGUUCGCUUGCAGUAUUGACUGACUUUUUGACUGCCUUCGACUCACUUGACCACUGCAAAUUAUUGACUAUUCUGGAUAGGCUUCCGCAACUAGGACCCCGCACGAAGAGAUGGUUACAAAACUAUCUGCGUGGUCGUUAUAUUAUGGUGCGAGUGGAUGAAAAUACAUCUCGAGCGCAACUCACAUCUGCUGGGGUGCCUCAAGGCAGUGUACUUGGUCCCCAACUCUUCCUCUACUACGUGGACGAUCUGCUAUGCCGUCUGGACAAUAUCUUCUCUGUGUCAGCAUUUAUGUAUGCGGAUGACCUGACACUUAUUGCUUCAGGGGCAGACAUUCGCGACUGUGCUUCGGCGAUGCAACCAGCCCUUGAUGUGAUUACUGCAUGGGCUGCCGAGUACAACUUGAAGUUGAACGUAUUUAAGAGUGAUGCAGUACUCUUUUACGUCUCUUCCCAUACAGCAUCCGAUGCGGAAGAGGUAUAUCUUCGGCUUGGUCACGGGACACUCCGUAUUGAGUCUCGUCCUAUUAAACUGCUUGUUGUGAACAUUAAGCGGCUACUCAACUUUGGCCCUCAUAUUAAUAAAGCAUCCAAACAAACGAUGAUACACCGUUAUCAGCUUAACCUUGUUGCACAAGCAGAUGCAAAUCAUCAUACCAUGCGUUCAUUUCUCAUUAGAUACUUGUAUAGCGUGCCGCCACAUGGGAGCGAGGCUGUCCUCCCAUGCGUUGUGCCCGCGUGCCUUCAAAACUUAGAAGUGAGAUAUCGGGACAGUUGCAAAGCAUCCCUAGGAUUAAGUGCUGCAACAGAAAAUUCUUCCGUUUAUUUAGAAGCAAACCUGUUACCCUUAAGCAAAUUAUCUAUGCUUAGGGCGCUUGCCCAACACGAGAGAUUUCCACGACCCCCCAACACCGAUGGCAUUCGUAGAGCUAUUUAUGCACAACCUGCGCCGCCCACGACCUAUCGCCGCAGAGCAACGCCGAUUCCCUUACCAAAAGAGAUGGUCCUUAAAGAACUGCAACGAGUGUGUGAUCUUAUUGGGAUACCUACUGAUCACCCUCGUGAACCUCUUAUAUGCCGUCGCAUUCGUCCAUGGGAAACAGAAUUAUGUCAUUUUAUUCGAUUUCACCAACCUCAAUACGAUAAAGAUGCCUCUGAAGAGGUAAAGAAGCGUGCUUUUGAUACUGUGUAUACAAAGCUCCCUUCUCAUCGCUUUGAAUUAUGGACGGAUGGAUCCUCCUCACUCGCCGAACGCGCAUCAGGAGCUGCUGCUUUACUUUAUGAUGGUACUGCGCCCCAUGAUAAACCAGUACAAAUAUAUCAUGCGGCGGCGGGCCCUCUAGCCUGCUCCUAUAGGGCUGAAUGCUUGGCCCUGGAAGGAGGCUUAUCCCACCUUCUACUUCCGGCCUUACAAAACAUUCAAGACCCUACAUCUAUACUUAUUGCGACGGAUUCGCUCCCAGCCAUUGAAGCCCUCCGAGUCGGACCUUUGGCAGUCCAUGACCGGGUUACGGAAGAUAUUUGGCUUAUGUUGUUAUCCCUUGCAUGUCGUAAUAUUACUGUAGAUAUAAUAUUUUCUCCAACCUACUGUGGAAUUCAACGUAAUGAAGCAGCUGAUGUUGAAGCUACCAGGGCACGGGACCUUCCUCAGGAAAACAUUCCAAUUUGGCAUGUAGAUUUUCUUACUGCGGUUAAGAGAUAG